Messenger RNA from Haliotis rufescens (red abalone), 3140 nucleotides. RefSeq lists its product as uncharacterized. The record is from RefSeq and is a predicted model, not a curated record. Bases 282 to 1304 code for a protein of 340 amino acids. The transcript has 2 exons. Lineage: Eukaryota; Metazoa; Mollusca; Gastropoda; Lepetellida; Haliotidae.
UUGGCCACAAGGCUACGAGCUAUAGACUUAGAAGUGGCCGUGGUUGGCAUAGAUAUCAACCCUAUCCAUAUGGUGGUAAUAGUUGGGCGAGAGGCAGAGGCAUAGGCAGAUACUUCCAUGGUACACCUUUUUAAGGGAACGGCAGAGGCCGCUGGAACAAGUUCUCCGAAAAAAGAGGAGGGGGGAAGUCGGCCAAGCAAUAGAUGGCUGUACACAGACAACAGAUGAUAGCCAGGUAGAUUUGCUCUUGAAACCUUAGACGAAAUCGCCUUGAACCCACAAUGUCAUACUUGCGUCAGUUGGCUCUGGUCACCAUCGGUGCCGCCAUCAUGUUGAUCUUUGAGCACGUCACCCUACCCUACUUUUCAUAUACGAUCAUUGAUAAGAGCAUGUUGGAAUCCUCGAAGAACAUUCAAAGUCCGCGCAAAUCUCCAAAGGAUAUACAUACCAACGCUCGUGCUAGUCUUGGUAAAACUAAAGUCUAUAGAUUCAAUGGCAGUCACAUCCAGCAACUUCCUGAGUUUUGCACGUGGACUGUUCACGUUGACUGUGUUCCCUUAAAGACGCCAUCUGGAGAGACGCCAAUCCAUAUACACGAUUUAGCGGUUGACAAGUGGGUGUCCAAAGAAUUAAAAUAUAAUGGAGUAUGGGAAUCUAACAACAUCAAGCUUAUUUUGUCAGAAUUGGAAAAAGACCCCGAGCUUGGUUUCAUGGACCUAGGAUCCCAUGUUGGCGCCUUCUCCCUGUCUGUGGCCAAGUUCGGGAGGAAGGUGGUAUCCGUGGAUCCGCUCAUAGAGAAUGUCCAGCGACUUUGUAAGUCCAUCCAAAAGGGGGGAUUUACAGACAGGAUGACAAUUUUGUUCAAUCCUCUAGGCGCAGACCAUUCUUUCGUGAAUUUCAAGCCUAUUUCAGACAAUCUUGGGGGGACAAGCGUUAUUGCUUCGUCUGGGUCUUCUUCCACAUCACCUUGCGAUGAACCAGCUAAUUCUUACACUAUAACACUUGAUGAUACAUUACCAUACCUUCCAUUCAAGAAAGCAGUUUUAAAAAUGGACAUACAAGAGUAUGAAUAUUAUGCACUCAGUGGUGCUGGCAGAUUUUUCAAGGAGAUCGAAGUUCCAGCAAUUCUAAUGGAAUGGGUCCUCAUGAAAUCAGACAUCAAUGGUAAAAAUCUGGUAGAUUUAUUAUCAAAUUGGAAUUAUUCUGCAUACGAGCCAAUUAUUGGAGGCAAGAAACUCGACAUAAAUCAAUUCUUGAGUUGGCCGUAUGAUGUGCUAUGGAAGAAGGCGAAGCUUGAGCAGUAAGACACCAGGACAUACCAUCAUUUUUUUUCAAAUUGUUCAUGAAUUUGAUUAUUAUAUUAUACAACUUUGCUAUCAAUGACUUUUCGGUGUCAGUCUGUGGUUGACUCCCGUGUAGUACGGUGUGUCAGUCUGUGGUUGACUCCCGUGUAGUACAAUGUGUCAGUCCGUGGUUAACUCCCGUGUUGCACAAUGUGUCAGUCUGUGGUUGACUCCCGUGUAUUACAAUGAGUCAGUCUGUGGUUGACUCCCAUAUAGUAGAAUGUGUCAGUAUGUCGUCGACUCCCGUGUAUUACAAUGUGUCAGUCUGUGGUCGACUCCCGUGUAUUACAAUGUGUCAGUCUGUGGUCGACUCCCGUCUAUUACAAUGUGUCAGUCUGUGGUCGACUCCCGUGUAUUACAAUGUGUCAGUCUGUGGUCGACUCCCGUGUAGUACAAUAUGUCAGUCUGUAGUCGACUCCCGUGUAGUGCAAUGUGUCAGUCUGUAGUCGACUCCCAUUUAGUACAAUGUGUCAGUCUUUGGUUGACUCACGUUUAGUACAAUGUGUCAGUCUGUGGUCGACUCCCGUGUAUUACAAUGUGUCAGUCUGUGGUCGACUCCCGUGUAGUACAAUGUGUCAGUCUGUAGUCGACUCCCGUGUAAUGCAAUGUGUCAGUCUGUAGUCGACUCCCAUUUAGUACAAUGUGUCAGUCUUUGGUUGACUCACGUUUAGUACAAUGUGUCAGUCUGUGGUCGACUCCCAUAUAGUACAAUGUGUCAGUCUGUGGUUGGCUCCCGUGUAGUACAAUGUGUCAGUCUUUGGUUGACUCACGUUUAGUACAAUGUGUCAGUCUGUGGUCGACUCCCAUAUAGUACAAUGUGUCAGUCUGUUGUUGACUCCCGUGUAUUACAAUGUGUCAGUCUGUGGUUGACUCCUGUGUAGUACAAAGUGUCAGUCUGUAGUCGACUCCCAUUUAGUACAAUGUGUCAGUCUUUGGUUGACUCCCAUUUAGUACAAUGUGUCAGUCUGUGGUCGACUCCCGUGUAUUACAAUGUGUCAGUCUGUGGUUGACUCCCGUGUAGUGCAAUGUGUCAGUCUGUGGUUGACUCCCGUGUAGUGCAAUGUGUCAGUCUGUGGUCGACUCCCGUGUAUUACAAUGUGUCAGUCUGUAGUCGACUCCCGUGUAGUGCAAUGUGUCAGUCUGUGGUCGACUCCGUGUAGUACAAUGCAUCAGUAUGUGGUUGACUCCGUGUAGUACAAUGCAUCAGUAUGUGGUUGACUCCCAUAAAGUACAAUGUGUCAGUCUGUGGUUGACUCCCAUAUAGUACACUGUGUCAGUCUGUGGUUGACUCCCAUAAAGUACAAUGUGUCAGUAUGUGGUCGACUCCCAUAUAGUACAAUUAGACUAAAUGUGUCAGUCUGUGGUCGACUUCCGUGUAGUACAAUGUGUCAGUAUGUGGUCGACUCCCAUAUAGUACAAUGUGUCAGUCUGUGGUUGACUCCCGUUUAGUACAAUGUGUCAGUCUGUGGUUGACUGCCAUAUAGUUCAAUGUGUCAGUCUGUGGUUGACUCCCGUUUAGUACAAUGUGUCAGUCUGUGGUUAACUCCCCUGUGGUACAAUGUGUCAGUCUGUGGUCGUCUCCCAUUUAGUACAAUGUGUCAGUCUUUGGUUGACUCCCGUUUAGUACAAUGUGUCAGUCUGUGGUCGACUCCCAUUUAGUACAAUGUGUCAGUCUUUGGUUGACUCCCGUGUAGUGCAAUGUGUCUGUCUGAGGUCGACUCCCAUAUAGUACAAUGUGUCAGUCUGUGGUCGACUCCCGUGUAGUGCAAUGUGUCAGUCUGUGGUCGACUCCCGUGU